Penaeus vannamei (Pacific white shrimp) is the source of this 1533-nucleotide messenger RNA. The record is from RefSeq and is a predicted model, not a curated record. Lineage: Eukaryota; Metazoa; Arthropoda; Malacostraca; Decapoda; Penaeidae.
AUGAUCAACGUCAGCCCAGAUCAAGCCCAUGUCAGCUCAGCUCAAGCCCAUGUCAGCCAGGAUCAAGCCAACGUCAGCCAAGAUCAAGCCCACGUCAGAAUAGAUCAAGCCACAUUAGCCAGAUCAAGCCCACGUCAGCCCAGAUCAAGCCACGUAGCCCAGAUCAAGCCACGUCAGCCCAGAGAUCAAGCCACAUCAAGCCACGUUAGCACAGAUCAAGCCACGUCAGCCCAGAUCAAGCCACGUCAGCACAGAUCAAGCCACGUUAGCCCAGAUCAAGCCACGUUAGCCCAGAUCAAGCCCAGAUUAGCAGAUCAAGCCACGUCAGCCACAGGUCAAGCCCAAGCCCAUCAAGCCACGUUAGCCCAGAUCAAGCCACAUCAAGCCACGAGCCAGAUCGUUAGCCCAGAUCAAGCCACGUUAGCCAGAUCAAGCCACGUUAGCCCAGAUCAAGCCACGUCAGCCCAGAUCAAGCCACAGCCAGAUCAGCCACAGCCCAGAUCAAGCCACAUCAAGCCACCCAGAUCAAGCCAUGUUAGCCCAGAUCAAGCCACGUUAGCCACCACAGAUCAAGCCAGCCAGAUCAAGCCACGUUCACGUCAAGUUCAAGCCACGUUAGCCCAGAUCAAGCCAAGCACAGAUCAACGUUCAGCCACGUUAGCCCAGAUCAAGCCAGCCAGAUCAAGCCACGUUAGCCAGAUCAAGCCACCCCAGAUCAAGCCACGUCAGCCCAGAUCAAGCCCAUGUCAGCCUAGAUCAAGCCCACGUCAGCAGAUCAAGCCCAGCCCAGAUCAAGCCACAGAUCAAGCCACGUCAGCACAGAUCAAGCCACGUCAGCACAGAUCAAGCCACGUCAGCACAGAUCAAGCCACGUCAGCCCAGAUCAAGCCCAUGUCAGCCCAGAUCAAGCCCACGUUAGCCCAGAUCAAGCCACGUCAGCCAGAUCAAGCCAUGUCAGCCAGAUCAAGCCCACGUCAGCCCAGAUCAAGCCCACCCCAGAUCAAGCCAGUCAGCCAGAUCAAGCCACGUCAGCCAGAUCAGCCCAGAUCAAAGCCCACGUUAGCCAGAUCAAGCCACGGCCCAGAUCAAGCCACGUCAAGCCCAGAGGUCAGCCCAGAUCAAGCCACCCAGAUCAAGCCAAGCCAAGCCACGUCAGCCCAGAUCAAGCCCAUGUCAGCCCAGAUCAAGCCACACGCCCCAGAUCAAGCCCAUGUAGCCCAGAUCAAGCCACAGCAGCCCACGUCAGCCCAGAUCAAGCCCAUGUCAGCCCAGAUCAAGCCAUCAGCCCAGAUCAAGCCACGUCAGCCCAGAUCAAGCCCACGUCAGCCCAGAUCAAGCCCACGUCAGCCCAGAUCAAGCUUAGACCUUGUAUCAGCCCACAGAAUCCUCGUCAGCCUACGUUGUCCUAUAGGCCUUGUGUCAGCCUAUCGGGACAUGGAUCUGAGUCAGCCUCGAGGGUCUACGGGGCGGAGUGGCUCUUUACAUGCUGUCAAGGAGAGAAGGUCACGUGAUAUGCUGAUGCUGAGGACGUGA